Messenger RNA from Pediculus humanus corporis (human body louse), 1149 nucleotides. Its product is annotated as class D atypical G-protein coupled receptor GPRfz6, putative. The transcript has 3 exons. Gene Ontology annotation, cellular component: plasma membrane. Gene Ontology annotation, molecular function: Wnt receptor activity; Wnt-protein binding. The coding region runs from base 1 to 1149 and encodes 382 amino acids. Lineage: Eukaryota; Metazoa; Arthropoda; Insecta; Psocodea; Pediculidae. The record is from RefSeq and is a predicted model, not a curated record. Gene Ontology annotation, biological process: non-canonical Wnt signaling pathway; canonical Wnt signaling pathway.
AUGAAAGCCAAAGGGAUAGCUUGGGUACCUUUGGUACUUGGUACUGUGCUAAGCACAAGUUUAGGAGGUCCUUCACAUGACGAUUUUGAUACAUCCCCACAGCAUGGAAAGUGCGAACAAAUUAAAAUUCCAUUUUGCAUGGGACUUCAAUACAAUGAAACUAUCAUGCCAAAUCUUUUGGGUCAUACUAAACAAGAAGAUGCCGGAUUGGAUGUUCAUCAGUACUUUCCUUUACUAAAAGUUAAAUGUAGUCCAACCGUGCAGUUAUUCUUAUGCUCUUUAUAUUUUCCCGUGUGUACGAUUUUACCUAACCCUCUUCCGCCGUGCAGAUCAUUAUGCAUAUCUGCUAGGAAAGGAUGCGAAGAUCUCAUGAAUCAAUUCGGAUUUUUCUGGCCUGAUAAAUUCGAAUGUGAUAAUUUUCCUGAAGUAAACCAAAGUCAAUCGAAAAACCCAGUACUUUGUUUCGGAGAAAAUCGUACGAGUUCCACAACUUCAACGCCUAAUCCAACCCAUCAGUAUCCUGUAGGAUUCCCUAGAAACGAUUUUGGGAAUCGUAGACAGGGAGACACACAUUUAUCAAGAAUAUAUCCAUCACUUCCGGAUGGGGCAAGAGAUUUUGGAUUUGUUUGUCCUACCCAAUUUAAAGUGCCUAAAGGUCAGGAAUAUUCUUUUAGAGUGGGUGACAAAAUCGAAAAAGACUGCGGUGCUCCGUGUGACGUGUUAACAUUUAUGAUUGAUACCAAAAGAUUCAAAUAUCCUGAAAGGCCUAUUAUAUUUUUAUCUGUAUGCUAUCUAAUGGUGUCUAUAGUGUAUGUGAUUGGUUUUUUUGCUGGUGAUACAGUGGCUUGCAGAGAACCUUUUCCACCGCCUAUCGAAUUUCCAACUUUAAAAAUGGUUUCGACUAUCACUCAGGGAACAAAACAUGAAUUUUGUACUAUACUUUUUAUGGUGCUUUAUUUCUUCAGUAUGGCUUCAUCGAUAUGGUGGGUUGUUCUCACACUUACAUGGUUCCUUGCUGCUGGUCUGAAAUGGGGACAUGAAGCCAUCGAAGCAAAUUCUCAUUAUUUUCACUUGGCUGCUUGGGCUGUGCCUGCAAUCAAAACGAUAACCAUUUUGGCAAUGGGAAAUGUAGAAGUUAAUCAAUCUUAA